Messenger RNA from Ceratotherium simum simum (southern white rhinoceros), 2227 nucleotides. RefSeq names its product TEPSIN adaptor related protein complex 4 accessory protein (gene TEPSIN). Lineage: Eukaryota; Metazoa; Chordata; Mammalia; Perissodactyla; Rhinocerotidae. Gene Ontology annotation, cellular component: trans-Golgi network membrane. The record is from RefSeq and is a predicted model, not a curated record.
GAAGCGGGGCGGGGCCGGAAGGUGACCGGCAUCAUGGCGGGCACGCCGCCGCUGCGGGACCGCCUGAAUUUCCUGCACCGGCUCCCGACUCUCCUGAAGGGAACAUCGGAUGAUGACGUCCCGUGUCCAGGCUACUUGUUUGAGGAGAUUGCCAAAAUCUCCCACGAGUCCCUGGGCAGCAGCCAGUGCCUCCUUGAGUAUCUUCUGAACCGUCUGCACAGCGGCUCUGGCCGUGUGAAGCUCAAGGUGCUGAAGAUCAUGCUCCACCUGUGUGGUCAUGGCUCCCCAUCCUUCUUGCUCAUCCUCAAGCGGAACCCCACCUUCAUCCAGGAAGCCGCAGUUUUCGCAGGGCCCCCGGAUCCUCUCCAUGGGAACAGCUUGUACCAGAAGGUGCGGGCAGCCGCCCAGGACUUGGGGACUGCCUUGUUCUCUGACACCGUGUCACCUCUGCCGCCCUCCCAGCCUCCCAGGGCCUUGCCUCCAACAGGCAUGGGCUCCCAGUCCAGGCCCCAGAGUGCCCUCCAGGGCUUUGGCUACAGCAAGGAACGGGGCCACACAGGCUUUGCGAGUGAAGCCCUCCUCUCCACCAUCCAGAGGGCCGCAGAGGUGGUGGCCAAUGCUGUGCGCCCUGAGCCUGAGAGUCCCAGUACCCAGAGGCCCCCACCUCGGGGUGACGCCUACCAGCCUGCCGUGACGCCUUCAGCCAGCCAUGGCCACCCGACUCCUGGGCACCCACUCCCCAGAGCCAUUCCGGGUGCCCGAGCCACGAGACACCACCCUGGGCAGGCUGGAGGGGGCUGGGAUGAGCUGGACAGCCGCCCCAGCUCUCAGAAUUCUUCCCAGGAGAAUGGCAACCUGAGCAAGGUCUCAGACUCGGGUAGUUGGUCAGGCAGUGACAGCCCCUCUAGGGCCAGCUGGGCCCCCAGCGACAUGGCGGAAAGGGUCGAGGCCAUGACCCUGAGUGACUGCCAGCAGGAGUGGAGCCUGGUCCGGACUGUGAUACAGGGGUCACGCGCCUUCCUGAGCCGAGAGGAGGCUCAGCACUUCGUCAAAGAGUGUGGACUGCUCAACUGCGAGGCUGUGCUGGAGCUGCUGAUUCGCCACCUGGGUGGGACCAGCGAGUGCGUGCAGAUGAGAGCCCUGGGUGCCAUUGCUUCCCUCGGGUGCACUGACCUGCUCUCCCAGGAGCACAUCCUCCUCCUCACCCGGCCAUGGCUGCAGGAGCUCAGCACAGGCAGCCCUGGACCUGUGACCAACAAGGCCACCAAGAUCCUGAGGCACUUGGAAGCCUCCUGCGGACAGCAGCCCCCUGCCUGGAGGCCCCCGGCCAAUCCUGGCCCUGCAGCUGCCCACGUGGGCCCAUCCGACCUGCUGACUGACGUUGUGCCUUUCACUGGGGGCCAGGCGUUCCUGCAGCCUGUGAGCUCAGCCCUGUUCUCGCCCAAAGGCCCUGCGCACCCCCCUCCCCUGGAUGGCUCCUUACUCCCAGUGCCCAGGGACAACAGGGAGGCCAAGACCAGACUGGCAGGUUCCAAAGAGCAGGGGCCCAGAUCUGAGUGGGGCCCUUCAGGCACAGAUACCACAAAAGGAGUGCCAGAGCUCGGCCCAGGCCCCAGCGGCUGCCCAUGGAGCCCAUUGGCCAGCGGUGGACACAACUCCUUGUUUGCUGGCAUGGAGCUGGUGGCCUGUCCCCGCCUGGUGGGGGCUGGGACUGCUACAGAGGAGCCCCUCUCAGCCACCGGGGCCCCCUGGACGUUGUCACAGAGAGUAGCAGCAAAAGAGCCUCCUGGCUCAGAGCCAUCAGCUUUUGCAUUCUUAAACUCAUGACCAUGCCCGCUGAGCCUCGUGCAGAGUCUCUGUGUCCCUGGCCCAUGACUCCCAGGACCCCGUAACUUCGUGCUGUCUCCUCUGCCCACAGCCUCUCACGUCCCACCAAAGAGUGGUUCCCCUCCGGUGUCUGUGGUUGGCCUCGAUCUCCCUCUGGCCUCUUGCCCUCACCCACUGAGGACUUGGUGCGGGCAACUGCCCUUCCAGGCCAGCUCGCAGUAGACGAUAACCAAUCUACUGAUGAGAACAGCCACUGAUAAACCCUGGGUGAUGCUGCAGGAGUCCAGGAAUUAGCCAGAACCAGCACAGCGCUGUGGAAGGGAGUGGUCUUUGCCCACAGGGGUCAGCUCCCACCUCCUCAUCGAGGCCAGUUCCCCAUUUUCCUGCUGGAGGAGGCAGA